GUAGAGCCGUGUUGGACGCAUUUUUCCCAAAGUGUAAAAUAUUAGCGUUACAACACAAAACGAACAAAAUUUUUAACGAAAAUUCGAAUAGAAAACGAUUAGACGAUGCGUUUUAAAUUAUUUUUAGCCAGUUUACUGGCAUGUGGCUUCAUAGCCUAUGUAAUAGCAAAUGAAAAUAUAUCUUUGGAACAAGAAAAUGAUGCUAUAUUAAUAAAUUCAAGUAACAAUGUCAAUAAAAAAAUCUCAAGUGCCGCUGAAUUUGUGGAAAUUGCGCCCGUGGUGCCAGUGAACAGUGAAAAAGUGAAUAUUGUGAAGCAGCCAUCGACUGCUAAAGCUAAUGUACAAGUAAAUCCCGUUGCACCCAAAGUGAACGCUAAUGUUAAGCCAAUCUUGGCCAAAGCCAGUAACCUUUUAGUGCAAAGUUACAAAAAUAUCACAAAGUCUCAAACAUUUGAGCAACGUUCCGGUGCACUUAAAAUGUUAAACUUCGAUGAUUACAUGGGAGAAUUGGGUUAUGACGUCUACAAUGAUAACGGUUACAAUUGGUCACCUGAUAAUCCAAUUGCACCACCCGUUAUGCCCUCACAUGCUGCUGGUGGUUAUACGAUAUCUCAGGCACGGUUAGCGGAAAUACGUUCUUACUUCAUGUAUUGGUAUUUCGAUCAGGAUAUGUAUGGCGGACGUGGCGACUAUCAAUUUGAUAUACACGCUUCAAUGACACAAAUACACAAAAACUUGAAUUUCCAGCUGCCGUUCUUUGGUUUCCGUUUCAAUUACACACGACUAUCACUUAAUGGUUAUUUGGAGUUCUCAGAUCCACCAGAAUACUUGACAUAUCCUUUGGUAUUCCCCGUUAAAGAUUGGCCUAAAAAGAAUGAUCCAUCCUUCAUUGGUAUUUGGUUUUCGAAGUGUCGUGUCGGACGCAUCUACGCAACUGAUAUCGACCAACGUACGCCCGGUGUAUAUUUCCGUUUGAAAAUGGCGUUUAAUAUGAAAGUCUUAAUUUCGGUUUCCUUUCUAUACCAACUCUUUUUAAUUGUGAAUGCUGGCACAAUUUCUAAUGUAAACAGUGGGCGAUAUCCUCGUAGAUUACAAACCAAAGGUUAUUUACCACCCUAUCCAACACCGAAUUUUGGUGAUAAAACUCAUAUACAACAUCACAAUACAGAAGCUUUCUUCAAUAAUAAUCAACUAAGUCAUAAGAAAUCUAAUAUACAACAAAGCAAAAAUUUUAAUUCUUAUGGGCCGCCACCGUCAGGACAAACAGCAUUUCAAUAUACUGGACCGCAAACAAACAAUAAAUUUCUUCUACCCUCAUUAAUACCUAAAUCGGUAUUAGAACAAUUAUCAACAUCUGAUGACAAUCAGCAAGAGCAAACAAAUGAUGCAGUUCUCAUGGUUGAAGAACCUGCAUCGCUGCUAACCUCGAGUCAAAAUAAUACAAUUGAAGCUGCAAAACUUUUGGCAUCCACAUUGUUGGAAGCAAAUGGCGAACCACCUUUGGAAGAUUUCAGUGGUGCACAAGAAAUUGAAUCGGGCUCUCUCCAUGAUGGUAAACAAUUAAAUAAUACUGAUGUGGUUAUAGUUAAGUCUCAGAAAAAUGCUUAUAUCAUACCAACACAUUUAGCCAAAGGUAAAGAGUAA
Messenger RNA from Teleopsis dalmanni, 1644 nucleotides. RefSeq names its product protein mesh-like. NCBI's taxonomy places the organism in Eukaryota, Metazoa, Arthropoda, Insecta, Diptera, Diopsidae. The record is from RefSeq and is a predicted model, not a curated record. The coding region runs from base 106 to 1644 and encodes 512 amino acids. The transcript has 7 exons.